Messenger RNA from Chara braunii, 761 nucleotides. Lineage: Eukaryota; Viridiplantae; Streptophyta; Charophyceae; Charales; Characeae. The record is from the annotation of a GenBank genome assembly.
GCAUAUAUGACAGGGGAAUGUGUGGAAGGCCUCACGACAUUUCACUCAGCAGAAGAAACGUCGUGCGGCAACAAUGGAUGUGCUUGUAGACAUAUGGAAUGGCACACACUAUGUAUUCGCAGAUGAGCACAUCCCGUCCAUCCUGUCGUACAUGGAGGACAAGGGGAUCGGGGACGCAAGAGCAGUUGCCGGCCAUUCCCCGCCACGAGUGCUGCCAUCCGCUGCACCCAGGGACGAGGUGCAGGACGUCCUCGACGAGGCAGAGGAGUGUGAGAUGAGAGGGCAGGGGCACGACGAGGGAGGUUUGUCAGGCAGCGUGGACUUGGAGGGCGAGGAGGCGGUCUUGACGUCACGCGGGGCAGGGCGGAAGGACACGGGGAAGAGGAAGGCGGUGGACAUCGUUGACGUUUUACCUGCGUCGGGGAAGAGGGUCCGGCAGAGUUGGAUCGAUGAGGUUUACGACACGGAGAAACAGUCUCACUUCAGCAACAAGUUUCUCCAGUGGGUGUACGAUGCAGGCAUUGCGUUCAAUGCCUUCAGGAGACCGUCUUGGAGGGAGGUUAGGAAGGCAGCUGAAGAGAUGCCUCGAGGUUUGCGGAUGCAAUUUCCAUCGUUCAAGGAAAUCGGCGGCCGGGGUGUGCCUUCGCAGAGGGCGAAGGUCGUACGCUAAGAUCAAUUUACAUAUUUCAUGCAAUUCCUUUGUUUAUAUGUAUUUUAUUUGAGUUUUUAUGUGUGAUUAUGAACAAACAAAUUAUUGUAUA